UGGGCACUUGCAUAAACAAGAAGACCUCUGACAGAAAUACACGAAAAUCACCUUCAAAAACGAAUCACUUUUUUAUGUAAAUAUGAACAGAUUAGCAGGCGCAUUACGGAGAACAUUUGGAGUCGUCCGUGAGCACGUUGGGACGGAUCAUUUGGGAAAUAAAUACUAUCUUAUUCCAGAGCAGAAGACAUGGACAGGGAGGGCGGUACGAGCCAAGCGAAUGGUGGAAGCAGCAAAUCCUUCAGAAUUUGAGUACAUGGAAGGAAGCAUUCCCAUAGAGUGGGAUGCGUGGAUUCGAGGCAGACGGAAGGAGCCCCCAUCCGAAGAGGAGAUGAUGAAAAACAUAUCGUACAGAGAGCAGAUCAAACAGAAGGCGCAGGAAGUGGAGGAGAGGGACCAGGCGUUACUGGACAAGGAGUACAAGGAGGGGCUGGUGGCCACGCCCAGGACUGUUGCUAAGGGACACGCUUCGGCCACAAGCUUCGGAAAAGAGACCAUCAGCGAAGAACCAACCAGCACCGCAAACACCUUCCAGCCCGGGUCAUGGAUGCCCACCUCCAAGAAAUGAACUCAUGUGGGCUGUACACUCCUGGGUAUGAGUGUCUGAAUGGUGAAAAUGUGGGACUGCUGCCAAAGUGAUUAACAGUUUAAAACCAAAUUAUAUUUUUUGAAUGGUGAAAGAUCUUCAAAUGAUGCGUAUAGGCUAACCCAUGAAUAUGAUGCGUUCAGGGCAGAAUUUUGUGGUUGAAUUUGCUUUUAAACUGGCAAAAUGCAGAUGUUACGGUUAAUAUUUCUGUAAUUACUGGCCACAAGACAUGAUAUAACAUAAUAUAACAUGAUAUAACAUGACAUGAUAUGAAAUGUGUGGAGCCAGUCAUGGGGAAAUAAGGUUCAAUAUAUAUGGAUUUUCAGUUUUGUUGAUUUCUUUCAAACAGUAAAUUGCCCACAGAGUGAUAUAGGCCUUCCAUUUGAAAUUAUGAUAUCAAAUUCUGCAAUUAUAAUACUACAUUUAAUUUCAUAGCAAUAGUUUGACAUGUUGCUUUGCCUGUUUCCAUCCUCAUAUCUGAGAGGUCAUAGUUAAACAGUGAUGUUAUUCAACUCUUAAGUUUCAUAGUCUAGUACUUGUUUGAAUGCUUUUUGGUCAACACAGCAAACCUGACAAAUAAUGUCUUGGGAAUGACUUGGUGUGGUAAUUGGGUCUUAACAUGUGAUUGCGUUAUCAAAUAGUUUUGGUAAAGUCUCUCCCAUCCCUGGUCUCUGGGAUUCACAGUAAUGUCAUUUUUACUGUUUGCAUGGGCUUUACCUGUUGUAAGAAUCAUAAAUAAAGCUAUACUUGAGUAAUA
This is a messenger RNA of Boleophthalmus pectinirostris (great blue-spotted mudskipper), 1343 nucleotides long. It is a transcript of the gene ndufaf2, whose product is annotated as NADH:ubiquinone oxidoreductase complex assembly factor 2. The coding region runs from base 83 to 568 and encodes 161 amino acids. The record is from RefSeq and is a predicted model, not a curated record. Gene Ontology annotation, cellular component: membrane. NCBI's taxonomy places the organism in Eukaryota, Metazoa, Chordata, Actinopteri, Gobiiformes, Gobiidae. Gene Ontology annotation, biological process: mitochondrial respiratory chain complex I assembly. The transcript is spliced from 4 exons.